AGAAAAAUGGCUGUGUUUGGUUUAUGGGUUAGAUUCUGACAUUACCUUUGUGGUUAUUUUGUGUGGAAUUUCCUCAGUUCCCAAAUUUGACUGGUUGACUCUGCGGUCAGAAACCCUCUGCCUCUGACUCAGGGAUCUCAGCCAAGAGUUACAAAUGUAGUGAGUUGUUAAAAACUGGUAGCAGUUGGGUCGAGCUUAGCUGUGGAGAUCAAAUUGGGUCAGGGUGAAUGCCCUCUGGAAAGUGGACACCUUGGCCUUCAGUCAGUGGCCUGACUCUGGGACUGAGUGGGAACCAGAAGUAUCUCUUCAUUUCUGGGACAUAUUCCUUAGCCUUGAGCCAUCUGCCCUGACAGCUGAGUGCCGACCAAUUACAAUGUAACAAGUCAGUUGUUCCCUUCCUGUGUACCAUCUCCCCAUUUCCCACUUCUGCGUCUGUACCUCCCUUGCUCUCUCCCUCCUCUGUUCUGAGCAGAACUCUUGGGUCUGGUCUGUUAAAGCAAUGGGUAUGACUUGAGAUCUUGCUCUCUGAUUCUCAAUAUAAAUUGAAUUGCCUGUUUCCUCCUCCCCUCCGGACUUAAAGUUCCUCUCCCCUCCAUCUUCUUUUUCCCUUUGUUCCUCUUUCCUCUUUGGUUCUGGGUUGAAAUGCAAAGGUUCCUGAACGAUGGGCUAGUGCUCGCCACUGAGCUGUGCCUCAAAGCCUUCCUGCGUUUCUUUUGAGUUGUCUCUCUUGCUAUUGAACAAUGUCUGUAAUUGCCCUUGGUGCUUUGCCUGGGUUCAUGAUCACAGGCUCAUGUUCUCUGUUCUAGUUAAAUACAUCUCUCUCUUUUUUUUCCUAACAAAAUAUAACAAAACAAAAACCAUCAUAUGGAAGUUGGACAAGACAAACGAAAGGAAAAAUAAGAGCCCCAAGAGCAGGCACAAGAGUCAGAGAUCCAUUUGUUCACACAUUCAGGAGUCCUGUUAACACUGCACUGAAAGCUAUAGUGUCUAUGCAGGGGACUUGGUGCAGACCCGUGAAGGCCUGUGCUUGCUGCUUCAGUUCACAGGAGCUCUGCUCCACUCCUUCUGCCGCCUCUUCUAUGGGGCUCCCUGAGCUCUGAGGGGAGAGAUUUGAUGGAGACAUCUCAUUUAAAGCUGUGUGUUCCAAGGUCUCUCCCUGUGUAUCGUGUCCAUCUCUUGGUCUCUUGUUUCUGUUCCCAUCUGCUGCAGGGGGAAGCCUCUGAUGAUGGCUGAGUAAGGUAGCAGUCUAUGAGUGUAGCAGAGUAUUGUUAGGAGUCAUUUCAUCCUGCCCCUCAAAUGCCCUUCAGUUAUAGUUGCUUCCCCUCCUACCCCCUCCCCCCGCUCCCACCCUAUUCCCUCCCUGAAUCCCAUCUCCCCUCCCCUUUCCCACCUGACCCUCCCAGUCUCAUUCUCCUGCCCUGCAUGCGUUCUACCCAUAAAAUAUUUUCUUCUCCCAGGGAGAUCCAUUUGUCAUCUCCCCUACCCUAGUCCCCUUCUCUAUGCCUAUCUUCUCUGGGUCUAUGGUUUAUAGCUUGGCUAUAAUUUAUUUCUCAACUAAUAUCCAUAUCUAACUACAUAUAUACCAUAUUUAUCUUUCUGAGUCUGGGUUACCUUACUCAGGAUUUUUUUCUAGUUCCAUUCAUUUGCCUGUAUAUUUGAUGAUAUCAUUUUUAUUAAACAACCAAGUAAUGUCCCAUUGUGCAAAUGUACCACAGUUUACCCUUCCAUUGAGGGACACAUAGGUCGUUUCUAAUUUCUGACUAUUAUGCAUGGAGCAGCAAUGAACAUGGCUGGUUAAGGUCUCUGUGGCAGGAUAAAGCUUCCUUUGGGUGUUUCCCAAGAAUGGUAUAGCUGGAUCUUGAGGUAUAUUAAUUCCCAUUUUUGUGAGGAGCUGCCAUACUGAUUUCCACAGUGGCUGUAAAAGUGUACACUCUCACCAGCCAUGGAGGAGUGUUCCCCGUGCUCCACAUUCUCACCAGCAUUAACUGUCAUUUAAUAUAUAUCUCUUAUAUAACUUAGUUUUGAAGGGUUGGGGAAUGACAUAGCUGUUAAAUAUUGCAUACCUUGGACCUAAGUUUGACCCUUAGAAUCCACAUUCUUCUUAAAAAAAAAAAAAAAAAAAAAAAAGGCAAGCAUGAUGACUGCCAUACACUUAAAAUCCCAGUGUUGGGGAAGUGGAAACAGGUUCUUGGGCUUGCCGCCCAGUCAGCCUACUUGGUGGUGUCCAGGUCAGUGAGAAAACCUGUUUCAACAACAGAAGAGGAUGGGAUCUGAGGAAUGACACCCAAAGUUGUCCUCUGGCCUCCAUAGGCAUGCAUGCGCACCAUGGAACCUCGCAGCCAGUACAUAGCCAUGCACUAAGCACACACCCACACCAUCAGCAUGCACCCACACACUAACUGGAAGGAUAGUAUGACGGCAUCCCUUCACCCAGACUGAGACUAUUGCCCUGGUGUGCUUUGUGUUUACUGAGCCAUUUGAGAACAAAUCAUAGACCUCAGGUCUCUUUAUCUUUGAAAGUACUAAGGUAUGUAUGUUUCUUAUGCAGUACUUGAUUCUUAAGACCAGAAAACAAAUGCAGUCUAUAGUUAUGUAGAGCCCAUAUUCCAGUUUCACCUACUGUUGGGCCCUAGAAUAUUUCUACUUUUCCAGUCUGUCAUCCAAUGCAAAAAUCAUAUAUUGCUUCCAGUUGAAAGUUCCUUGAACCAUCUUCAAGCUACACCACUUCCUCAGCUGCUUUGUUUUACAUGAUAGACCUUGUGUGCUCGCUCUGUGUGUGUGUGUGUGUUUCUGUGGUAUGCAUGCAUAUGUAUGCUUGUUAUGUGUGAGUGUGGAUGUGCACACCUGUGAAGGCUGAAGAUUCAUGUUAAAUUAUCUUCUAUCUCUACUUUAGGUUUUCAGACAGGGCAUCUGUCUUGGCUAGGGUUUUACUGCUGUGAACAGACACCAUGACCAAGGGAGCUUAUAAAGAACAUUUAAUUGGGGCUGGCUUACAGGUUCAGAGGUUCAGACCAUUACCAUCAAGGUGGGAACAUGGCAGCAUCCAGGUAGGGAUGAGGCUGGAGCAGCUGAGAGUUCCACCUCUUGUCCUGAAGGCAGCUAAAAGACUGGCUUCCAGGCAGCUAGGAUGAGGGUCUUAAGGCCCAUGCCCACAGUGAUGCACGUACUCCAAGAAGGCCACACCUCCUAAUAGUGCCACUGCCUGGGCCAAGCAUAAUCAAACCCUCAUAGUCUCUCACUAAACCUGAGGUCUCUGUUUCAGCUAGCCUAACUGGCUAGUGAGCCCCGGGAUCCUCUUGUCUCUACUGACCUCUCCCUGCCUGGCUCUGGCGUUAACUUUGCGUGUUUCAAUGUCAGUCAUUUACAUGGGUGUUGGGUAUCUGAACUCAAGUAAGUCCUCAGUCUUGGACAGCAUGACUUGACCCAGUGAGCCAUUUCCCUCCUGUGUUUUGCUUUUCGUAGGUUUCCUGCAUAGAUCAGGCUGUCCUGGAGCUGGCUGUGUUGCUCAUGCUUGCUUUACAAAGCCUUCUGCUUCAGCCUUGUAAGUGCUAGAGUUACAGGUAUGUGCUGCUAGCAUUCAGCAGGCCAUCGACGUGAGUAUAGCCAGUUGUAUUCUGCAGUCUGGGUUUGUGUUUUUUCCUCAUGGCGUGAUUUAUACAUGGCUUUAUUAUCGCAUCACGACAUGCCAUCUACUUCUGUCAUUAUUGAUGGAUGCUAUUUAUUUUUGAGACAUUAUCUCAUGUAUGUGUGAUGGCAUCAGAUGUAACCAAAGGUCAUGAGGCCAUGAGAGGCACUGAGCCAUAACUCCAGCCAUCAAUAAAUGAAAGAGAGAGAGAAAAAAUUGAGGCUGGGUCCCUCUGUUGUAGCCCUGGCUGUCCUGGGACUCUGUAGACCAGGCUGACCUUGAACUUACAGAGAUCAGCCUGCCUCCGCUUCCUGACUGCUAGAAUUAAAGGCAUGCAAAACCAUGCCCAACAAUUCAAAACAAAACAAAGUGAAAAAUGUGAAGGCACUGAAGUCAUUUGAAGUUUGAAGAAUAAGUAUACAUAUACAUUCUGACUUCAUACAAGUCACAUGUGGACUUUUUUUUUUUUUUUUUAGAAGUUUUGUUUCUUGGCGGCAGUCUCCAAUCUCUGUUAACCUUUGACACCUGGGAAUCCAGAUUGACUUCCUAACAUAGGAGUAUGCCCCUGUCCCCAAAAGGGGCCCAAACUUCAGAAUCUCCAUUUCGACAAGGUCCGCUUGUCUGGGGGGAAAACCCUACUCUACUCAGAAUCUGUAGAAUAUUCUGUUACAUUUAGGCAAAAAGGGCCUGCCCUGGGCCCAGAACUUUAGGGCAAUCCUUCCUACCUUGUCUUCUCUGGCUGUGUCCUACUUAACUAAUGGAAGAUUCCAGAGGCUAAGGAGAUGUGGCCACCCAGAGUCAACCCCCUAUUCCGUUCUCUGAGCACUAAGACUCAGUACUACUGCCCAAGGCAAAGGGGCAUUUUUAAAUCUUAAUGAUUGCUAUGACCUUUUUUUUUUUUUUUCAAUUAAAAAUUAGAUUGUGGGUGUGGUGGUACACAUACGUAGUUCCAACACUUGGGAGGUGUUGGGAGCCGCCCCCACAUUCGCCGUUACAAGAUGGCGCUGACAUCCUGUGUUCUAAGUGGUAAACAAAUAAUCUGCGCAUGUGCCAAGGGUAUCUUAUGACUACUUGUGCUCUGCCUUCCCCGUGACGUCAACUCGGCCGAUGGGCUGCAGCCAAUCAGGGAGUGACACGUCCGAGGCGAAGGAGAAUGCUCCUUAAGAGGGACGGGGUUUCGUUUUCUCUCUCUCUUGCUCUUGCUUCUCUCUCUUGCUUCUUGCUCUCUUGCUUCUUGCUCUCUUGCUUCUUGCUCUCUUGCUUCCUGCACCCUGGCUCCUGAAGAUGUAAGAAAUAAAGCUUUGCCGCAGAAGAUUCUGGUCUGUGGUGUUCUUCCUGGCCGGUCGUGAGAACGCGUCUAAUAACAGGGAGGUGGAAGGGAAGAGUAUCAAGUCAUACAUGGCCAUCCUUGGCUAUUUAUAUAGGAAGUUCAAAUCACCUGGGCUCCAUGAGACCUUGUAUUAAAAAACAAAACCAUGGCUGGAGAGUUAAGAGCACCGACUACUCUUCUAGAGAUCCCGAGUUCAAUUCCCAGGACCACAUUGGUGCUCACAGCCGUCUAUAUAAUGGGAUCCGAUGCUCUCUUCUGGUGUGUUUGAAGAGAGCGACAGUGUACUCAUACAAACAAUAAAUAAAAUUUAAAAAACAAAACUAAAGCCUAGAUCUAAUGGGUCCACUCCUGUUACUGGCAGCUCCUAGAAAGGCCCUGCAUUUGCUUUUAGCCUUUGGUAGGCAGAACCAGGACACUCCUUAUCCUUGAUCACCAACUCAAGGGAUCACCAGUGUGCACUGUGUGGCUCCACAGAGCAGGAAGAUGAGCGAGUGGAAGUAGAAAUCAAAGCCCAGCCAGCUUUGGACCUCCAAACAGGAAAAGGUUGGAAAUGAGAAGCAGGCCUUGGGUGAGUCUGGCAACCGUGCUGCUUAGGCGUGAGACGAAGCCCAGCAAAGUGCCAACACUAAAGAGAUCUCUGUCCAACCAAAAGGGGGUUAAAAACUAGGGCCUGGCCAAGACCUGGAAAUCCACUUCAGCUCCAGGGAGAAGACAAAGGGAAAAAUUCCAAAACUAGAGGUGUUAGUAGAAACCAAAUCGCUGUAGUCCUAGGCGAAGGAGCAGGAGAAACCCCGCCUUCCCUCGCUCCCCUAUCCCGGGUGCUACCCCUGCUAGCCGCCUGCCUCUGGCCCCGCCUACCAUAGCCUCGCCCCUCCCACCUACUCUCGCCAACCAGUUGCCGCUUCGGCCACGUGGAGAGUAGUUUUCCUCCAGCCGCAAUUUCAGCGCCUGUCCUACCCACGCGCACAUUUGUCUUUCCCAGACGAGGUUAACGUCUCAUCUCGCACAGCUGUGCCUUCUGAGCCCUUCCCCUGGAGACAUUGUUCUCUGUGCCCCCCUUUGCUUCUGCUCUGUUAUCCUUCCUUGAUUCUCGUAGAGGAGCUUGGGAGUGCGCUCCCUGUUCCUAAAAGGACUCCAAACCGUAUUUCCGUUCUUCCAAGAGUUCACAACCAUCUGGUUCUGUCUGCAUUCCCUUCCUCAAGGUACUCUGUGGGGAAGGAGGACCCCAGUUCAAUGGGUUGCAUUACGGGCCACCUUGGUUUAAGGGAAGAUGAGUCGUCACAGCUUGCUUCAUGCCCUCGUCCCUCCAUGCUCCUCUUUCUGGAGAAGUUUCUGCCUUUUCUCUUAGUUGUCCUUACUUUCGAUGUCAAGACAGCACGGGGGAAGACCUGGGCCGGUUCCCCUCCCCACUGCCCUUUCUCAUGUGCCUACUGCUCUUCUUCCCAUUUAGAGCCAGAUGGCCAAGACUAAUGUCUUCUGAGAAGCCAGGAGAGAGCCCCAAACCUCAAAAGAUGGCCCAACCAGGUGGAUCCCAGAAGAAGGAGACUUCCAGAUCUGUUCCAGUGACAGAUCCCACCAGCCACAACAGUGAAAUCAACCAAAGAGAUCAGCAGUUUUCCGAUAUGCACCUGGCUGACCUACAGAAGGUGUUUGAGAAGGAGGCAGACGAGAAUGGAGCCCUGAAAAAGGAAGGCUUCAUCAGGAUCAUGAAGGGGGUGCUGAGCAGCAUGUCGGAAGAGAUGCUCGAGUUGCUGUUCUUGAAGGUGGACUCAGACUGCAAUGGCUUUGUCACUUGGCAGAAGUAUGUGGAUUAUAUGAUGCGUGAGUUCCAGGGCAAGGAGGAGAUGAGGAAGAGCCAGUAUCGCCUGCGCUUCCACCUUCCCAUGACUGUCAUCCCCCUGCACCAUGGGAGCGAGGUUGUAAAAGUGGCAUGUUUAACCAAACGGUUCAAAAAGAUGGGGCGUUUCCUGACUGUCACCAAAGAUGGGAUCCUGCAGUUCUGGUCUGAGACCUUCUCAAUGUUGGAAUCCUUCCACCUUUCCCAGUCCAAGCAGUACGGCCACCAGCAGAUGUGGGUUAUCGACGUGGCAUAUCUGCACAACAUGAGCCUCAUUGCAGUUGCCUCCACUGAGCUGAAGAUAGAAUUCUUUGAUAUUGGUGGCUACAAAUGUAUCCGGGCCUUCACCGUUAUUGAUCUGGAUAGCUGUGUCAUGGUCAUGGACUAUUGGACCGACUGUCACAAAGCUGUGUUCUGCUAUGGGGACACCAAGGGCAAUGCCACCAUCUUCAUCUCUGACAACGUGGCUGGUGGGCUGUUCAAUCCACAAAUCCUUCCCCGGGCCUCCAAAUGGGAUCACUGGUUCACUGUUUCCCUGAAGAAGCUCUUAAAUGAGAAGGCUCCUCUGUAUAGAAGCUUCCGCAUGAAGGGUCUCCACCCCAACUGGUGCCAGCAGGUCAAGUACAUCCCACAGCUGAAUGUCGUGGCCUCGUGUUCAGCCGUGGAGAAGUCCUCUCUGGUGCUGAUAAUACUGCCAGGCAAAGAACCCGAGAAACCCAGGUUAUCAUCACUGAAUUUAAGAAAAGGAAUUCUUUGCUUUGACUACUGUCCAGACAGGAACUUUCUGGCAACUGGUGGCUAUGACCCCCACAUCCGCCUGUGGAACCCCCUGGUCUCAAAAAAGCCUGUGUGGCUGAUGAAGGGACACCAGACAUCGGUGACACACCUCCUUGUGAACAGCAGGAAUGCCAGCAUCCUGAUCAGCAUUUCUAGGGACAAGAACAUUCGAGUGUGGGAUCUGCAGGAUUAUGUGUGCCUCCAGUCCUUCUGCGGAAAGCUCUUUCCCCUGGGCAACUGCCCCAUAACCAGCACCUACUUCUACAGGAGCAGCACCCUCAUCUGUAGCACCUACAAUAUUGGGAUCCUCAGAGGAUACCUGGAAUCCCAGGGCCCCCUGAAAACAGGGAGGAUGACGACUCACAACACACCCCUGUGUGCAGUCCUCUACAGCAAGAUCUUUAAGCAGGUGGUGAGUGGCUGCCUCCAGGGGCUAGUGAGUGUGUGGGACAUCAGCACGGGCAAGAAGAGGAUGGAGAUACCCGUGUCCGGCAUCCAGGAAAGUGAGCUGACGGCCAUGGCUCUGGACCAGUCGGAGAGGUGUCUGCUCACGGGCUUGCGUGACGGCACGAUGCAGAUGUGGAAUUACAACACCGGGGAGUGCCUGAUGACCUUUCCCAACCCGGACAGAGUGGAGAUUAGUGGGAUUGUCCACAUGAACAAAGUGUUCUACACGACCGGGUGGAGUAAGAGAAUCACCAAUUUCACCCAAGCUAGCCUUGAACUCCCUGUGCUGGUGACUUUGGAGUUUGAUCUUGCUUUCACCUCUCUGGUGAUGGGAUUACAGCCCUUACCACCAUGCCCAGUGUGUGGGAUCAAACCCAGGGCUAGGCAAGUACUCUAUCAACUGAGCUAUAUCUCCAUUAGGGUUUUCCCUAUAGCUCUCCUCUUUCCUGGCACGUGUCUCAGCGUUCUUCCAGCUUCUGUCUACCUGUUCCCUCAAAGUCACCUGCACAUUUUUAGAUAUCUGUUACAAGAGCACUCCAUUCCUCUGUGUAGUUUCUAUCUUAGUCACUUAGGCUGCUAUGGCAUCGUGGGGUCUUGUUGAGGGCCCCUUCCUCAUUUAUAAAGAAUCAUCAGCUGGGCAUGGUGGUG
Mus musculus (house mouse) is the source of this 8664-nucleotide messenger RNA. It is a transcript of the gene Efcab8, whose product is annotated as EF-hand calcium binding domain 8. The transcript is spliced from 20 exons. Lineage: Eukaryota; Metazoa; Chordata; Mammalia; Rodentia; Muridae. Gene Ontology annotation, molecular function: calcium ion binding. The record is from RefSeq and is a predicted model, not a curated record. Bases 6248 to 8617 code for a protein of 789 amino acids.